CUGAUUCAAGCGACAGCAAUGAUAACGAUGCUGAUUCAAGCGACGGCAACGACGCCGAUUCAAGCAACACUAACAAUGCUAAUUCAAACGAUAACAGUAGUAAUGCUGAUUCUAACGACAACAAUGACACUGAUUCAAACGACAACAAUGACGAUAAUACUGAUUCAAACAAUGAUCAAGAUGGCUCUACUGAUACUACACCUACUACUGAUCAAGGUGUCUCACAAAGUAAUCCUACUGAUAGUAUUUAUGCUACCAACAACGGCAAUACCAACAACGGCAAUACCAACAACGGCAAUACCAACAACGGCAAUACCAACAAUGGCAAUACAGAUAUCUUCAACCCAGAAUUAGCAGCUCAAAAUGACAAUAGUAACAAAGCUCUGGGCAUUGGUCUCGGUGUUGGUAUUGGCUGUAUUGCUGCUCUUGGCUUAGCAGGUUUGUUAGUCCAUAAUCGUCGUAAAAAGAAAGCUUCUUUUGAUGAAAUAGAAGGUGAUCAAGUCCCUACGCGUUGGCGUCCUCAGAGUUUUAUGGGCGUCGUUGCUUCUGUUGUGUCUAAAUUACCUCGAUCACCUUCUCAGCGCAGUAAAGCAUCUACUGAUUUACUAGGUGGUACUGGUGUUGCCAUAGGUCAUGGAGAAGGAGCAGUUGAACCUACUGUUAUCUCCCAUAGCAAUCGACAGUAUUAAAUGAGAAAUAAAAUUAAAUUUUCUGUAAA
This is a messenger RNA of Gilbertella persicaria, 718 nucleotides long. RefSeq lists its product as uncharacterized. Lineage: Eukaryota; Fungi; Mucoromycota; Mucoromycetes; Mucorales; Choanephoraceae. The transcript has a single exon. Bases 19 to 354 code for a protein of 111 amino acids. The record is from RefSeq and is a predicted model, not a curated record.